This is a messenger RNA of Porites lobata, 9069 nucleotides long. The record is from the annotation of a GenBank genome assembly. Lineage: Eukaryota; Metazoa; Cnidaria; Anthozoa; Scleractinia; Poritidae.
AUGGCGAACCUUGUUGUUUUGGCUUUUGCCGCUGUGCUUUUGUUUAUUUUCUGUCGAAUCUUAAAUCUGAUAGAUUCUCCUCGUGUACCCAAACUUUUCGCUCCUAAAAGUGCAUUUAUAAAUGAAGUUUUGCUGUCAUGUCCGAUCCUCUUUGAAAGGUAAGGUAAAAUGCUUACAAAAGCGAUCGCAAUAUUGCAGUAAGCUUGAGCUCACUACCAAUUUGUAUUUAUUAAAUUUCAAUGAAAUAACCUUAAUAGUCGUAGCGAGUUAACUUAUUAUCAAUCGCAAAGCAAAAUUGUUUUUGGAAAACUGGAAUAUAUAUAAGACGGUUUAGACACCUUGUCAUACCUUGAGCCCUUCAAGACCCCGGGGUCUUAGAGGGUGGGGGUUGGUACUACUCCUCAGUUAACCAGGCAAUAGGUAAAAGAAACCUUAGCCCUAAUCUAUAACAUAAAAUUAUUCUUUCUGGAUAAUGUGUUUAUACGAGUUCUCAUUUAUUUUAAAAAAUGAAAUUUGUUUGGGCCACUUUUUGUCAGUGAAAGUGUGAGAUCAGACUAUAACUUAUGUUUGCGCUGAAAUUUUUCCAGAUAUCAACCACCUGUUCUCUGGGGUAAAAAUGGACACUUGCAGACCCUUAUGUCAGCAUUGUUUGGUCGCAAAUCAUGUCCGAUACUGACUGGAACUUUACACCGAACACAACUGGCAGAUAGAACCAUUGUUACCUAUGAGAUUUUUGAACCUGACAUGAGUCCAUCAUCAGUCAGCAACUUGGUCUGUGUCUUACUUCAUGUAUUGUUUUUAUAUUUAAAAAUGGACUUAACUUUAACUUUACAAUCUAUACCCGCCAAUCGAUACCUGCCAUCUUUGCACGUAUUCUAUAAUCCGUGGGAUAAAAGCAAUGUCGUGUGGUAUUUCAGAGGGCAAACAAGUGAUAAAAUUUGGCAGUAUGAGUAAUUGCGGUUGAGUUUGUUUAUUCUAACAAAACAAGACAAUGAUUUCAUUGUCAUGCAAAAUGUACAUAUCGAGUUUUCGCAAGAUUUACGUCAUAUUCACUGUUUGCCAUGAGGACAUCUACCACUCCUUUUUUGCAUGCAAAAAAGUAACAAUGAUCACUGUCACCCAUAUUUUGACAUUAUUCUCUUUAAGAUGACAAGGUUGUCAUUGCCUGUUGUCUAGGAUAAACAAACUCAACCUUGAUUUCUUGCAUUGGCAAUUUCUUUAACUUGUUUGCCCCUGAGAAACCACGUGAUAUCGCUUUUAUCUCAUCAGUCCUUAAGUGCAUGCAAAGAUGGCAGGUAUCAUGAAUAAUGUCUAUUCAUUCCACCAUAAGCACUAUGGCCCAUAGUAAGUAAAGGCAAGUUAAGGCUGGUUUUCACUAGUAGCACUGUCAGAGUCAGGGUUGUAAUCAGUUGCACUGAUUAUUCCACUGCGACCAUGUCACUUACCAUCAAGCAAAAAAAAACUAGGUUGUCGGAGUAGAAAACAGAAGCAGAAGAACAGAGCCAAUCAAGUGUGGGAACAUGCCUUGUGACUGGUUUAUCCUUCUUCUGCUUGUGCUUGUGCUUCUAACUCUGACAAUCUGAUUUUCACUAAAUCUUAAAGAAUUGAGUCAUAAGCGGGGUCAGAAGAAAUUUGAGACUUUUUGAUUCUUUGUACAGCCAUUCUGUCAUGCCUUUACCUCUGUUUAUAAAUUACUCUGAUUUUUCAUGAGGUCAUAAACUCUCUUGCAACUCUGCUUGCAACUCCAUUGCUGGUGAAAUUGAGCCUUUAUUAAAAUGGAAAAAAAAAACAAAAAUUCAUGGCAAUUAUGUCUUUAUACAGGAUGAACAGCUUACUAUUGUAGUAGUGCCUGGGAUUGCUAACUGCACUGAGACGAAAUAUGUCCGUACUUUUACUGGCUAUGCCAUGCAACAUGGUUUUAAAGUAGCAGUCUUGAAUCAUCUUGGAGCCAAGAAGAAGGAAAGCUUGUCAACGCCCAGGAUUUUUACUUAUGGUAAUUGAAAGGCAUUUAUGCCUUGCUUUGCUCUUCUUCUUAUAACACUAAAAUCAACCCUUUCACUUGCAGAGUAAGUCAUCGAUAGAGUCCUAAAAGGUGGCUCUAUAACAAAAAAAUCUAAUCUCUAAUCCAAUUAUUAGCAGUACCCCCAUGCAACUAAAGAUAUCAUUACCCCACCCCUCUCAUCCACUUACCCUACCCUUCUUACCUGACCAUUCUACAGUACCCUCUAAUCCGAUUAUAAGUAGUACCCCACUCCACCCCCAUGCAACUUAAGUUAUCAUUACCCCACCCCUCUCAUCUACUUGCCCUACCCUUCUUACCUGACCAAACUACAUCACCCUCUAAUCCAAUUAUUAGUAGUAUCCCACUCCACCACCAUGCAACUAAAGUUAUCAAAAAUUAACAAGACUCUUUCCCUUCAGGUGGAACUGAAGAGCUUGCUGCUGUAGUGAACCAUCUUACCACUGUUCUCAAUCACAAACGACUCAUUGGUGUUGGAUUUUCCAUGGGUGCCAAUAUUCUUAUUAAAUACCUUGGUGAGGAGGCACCCAGGCAGGAGUGUUUUGAGUGUGGAAUCUCUGUUUGCCAAGGAUAUGAUAUUUUAAGGUACCAGAUGGCAUUCUUCCUUACUGUACAGCCUUUUUAUCAAACUGUGUGAAGCUAGGAAUUAAUGUAUAUUUACAGAUUUAUAAUUUAUGGAUAAGUAAGUUACUUAAAAAUAUCAUUGUAAGGUAGGUUUCUCCGUGGUGGAUAACUGGUGACUAAACUUGCAUGUGGCUCAUUAGCCCUUUUAUCCUCCUUAUUACAUAAAUUUUGAUGCCAUCCUCUUAUAUUUAUAACUGAGAAGCAGCACGGUAAAAGUAAAUCCAUUUGCUACUUAACUACAGUCAAACCUCUUCUUAUGGACAUCUCUGUAAUACAGACACCUCUCUAUCGUGGACAGUUCUCACUUGAUCUUUAACAUGCCAAACUUUAUACAAUCCCUACCUCUAUAAUGUAGACACCUUAAUGAUGUGGACACGUGGGUGUGUCUCCAAUUCCAUAAUACAGAAACCUCCGUAUAUGGAUAGUUUUUCAGUCCCAAAGAUACAGACAAUUCCUACUUCUAUAAUGCAGACACCUCAAUGAUAUGGACUCUUGGGUGUUUCCCCCUUCUAUAAUACAGACACAUCCUUAAAAAAAAGGUUGAGUUUGAUCGUCCGGGUGAACGUAGUCCUGAAUAGGACUGUUGUUGUUGACAGUGACUGACUUCCUUACUUGAACAUUUUUUCGAUCAAAAAGAUACAUGCAAUUCCUGCCUCUAUAAUGCAGACAACUUAAUGACAUAGACUCUUGGGUGUGUCUCCCUUUCUGUAAUACAGACACCUCGCUAUGAUGACAGUUUUUUGGUCCCAAAGAUACAUACAAUUCUUGCCUCUAUAAUGCAGACACCUCCAUAAUGUGGACACUUGAGCAAGUCUCCCCAUCGGUAGUACAGACACUUCCCUAUACUGGACAGUUCUUUUUAUCCUAAAGAUACUAAACUUCAUACAAUCUCCACCACUAUAAUGCAGACACCUUCAGGAUGUAGACACUUUAGCAUGGCUCCCCACUUAUAAUACAGGCCCCACCCAGACAGUUCUUUUCAUCCCAAAGAUACUGAACUUCAUACAGUCCCUACCUCUAUAAUGCAGACACCUAAUUCUGUGAUGUGGACACCUAGGUGUAUCUCCCUUUCCAUAAUAUGAACACUUCCCAAGCACAGCUCUUUGAUCCCAAUACUGUCAAACCUCUUUAACACAGACACCAAAGGGACAGAACCAAGUGUCCACUUUACAAAGGUGUCCGUAUUAUAGAGGUAGGGAAUGUAUGAUUUUUAGCAUUUCUGGGACCAGACGAACUGUCCGUAAUACAGAGGUGUCCGUAAGGAGAGAUUAGACUGUAUUACUAAACCUAAUACAAUCCCUACCUCUACAACACAGACACCACUGUAAAGUGGACGCUUGGAUCUGUCCUUUUAGUUUUCAUAUAAAGAAGGUUUCACCGCAUUUGUUUGUUUGUUUUUUUCUGUUCAGGGCAAAGAGUCUUCUUCAAGACUGGGGUGGGCUUCGCCGAUUUUACAACUGGGGAAUGACACAGACUAUGAAGAAAGUUAUUGAUCGGCAUGUGAAGGUGUUGUUCCAUGGCCCUAACUUCACUUCCCCUAUGCACAAGUCAUCCAUUCAUCAUGUGCGGUCAUCGUCUUCCCUUGAUGAACUUGAUGAUGUCUUUAUUAAGUACGUGGUUUGCUUGCUUUUUUUUUUCUUGAAAAAUCAACAAAUCAGAAAACUACCAGAACUAGCUUAAAAAGAUCUUUUUGAAAUCUUCCAGAGGAAUGUGAAUAUAAACGUUGCCAUUAUGUGAUGAACCUAGGCGGUCGAAAAAAAAUCUGUAUGUAAUUCAGGAUUGACCGGAAUUUGAACUCCGAGCUUUGCUAUGGUCUAAUAACGAUGUCCUUUAUUUACCCUCGGAAGUCUUUACAGCACUGAUGCUAGUGGGGCCGAGAAAAUGCCUGAAACAAGUUACUAAAAUCAAACUUGAUAAAGUUCAGAAUCCCACCUGGCCGGGUGCAAAGCACUUGGCUAUUUACAAGCGUCGUCGAGGAUUUGAAAUCAGGGCUACUGAGAACAAAUCCAGCUAGCGGUUAGGGCAGGACUUGAACUACAAGUCCAACGCUGUAACCCGCUCAGCCACGCUGCCUCACUGAUCUUAUUGGAGAGAGGGAAAAAAACUGUGUGUUCGUAAUAAACCCAAUGAGACAACUUUUAAGUUUCUUUUAAAAAGUGAAUUUGAAUAUACGAAUGUAAGAGCUUAGUAACCCUCCCCUCUUCUGAACCUCCAUGAGACCGGGCUCAGAGGAGUAUCCGCGGAAAAAAGAAGAUUUUAGGAAAAAAUGAAGAAGAUUUUAAAAAAUGCCUCACGUACUUCUACGCCUAUGGUCACUUCUCAGUAGAUUCUCAACGCCAACGCCCUUUGUAGAGAAGGUAGAAGGCCUCAGGCGUUCCUAUCGUAGGGAGUGGCGCGAAAUGAGGAUUGGAGCGAAAAAAUGGAAAUGUGGAAAGAAUGAAAGAAGAGUGAGGGAACCCUUGAUCGCCGCUGUCCCCAGUCCCCUCUCUGUUUUCCCUCGAAUUCUCUACUUCGCGCCGUUUUUAGCGUGCUAGCAAGCUCUCUAUGGCGCCACGCCGCUUUCUUCUCUUUGAGCGCCUGAAACAGGCUACGUAGAAGCAAGUCUUCAGGCCUCAUCUCAUAGAUCAGUUAUUUUGUUACAGCAAACAUUGUUCUAAUCCAGUUGCUUUUAUUAUGAUCCAGAAAAAUGGCAGGAUUUAACCAUUUGGACGAGUUUUAUGCAGUGAACAGUUCAUGCAACUAUAUCAACCAGGUAACGUCAAACUGCGUGAGCUUAUCGUAAAUAAGUUUCUUCAAGUGACUAAACUUUGGAACUUGCGCGUUUGCAAGCUGACCUAACUUCAACUGUGUGAGCAUGACAUUCCGCCUAACGUUCGUUCUAAGAUAAACUCUUUCGUCCCAUCCAAAGGUACGGAAAAACGGUCAGCAAAAAAUGUGCAACUUGUCUUGCAACAUUGCCGCAAAACGAGUUGAAUAGCGAUGUUGCGCGUUUUACCACCCACGUUCAAACCUGUUAACACCCUGAUUUUUUGCAAGACGGGUUUGAUGUGGGCGGUAAAUGCGCACUUCGCUAUUCAAAUCGUUUUGCAGCAAUGUUGCAAGACAAGUUGCACGUUUUUUGUUGCCCGUUUUUCCGUACCUUAAGGGAAUCCAAGACAGUCUUGGAUUCUGGAUUGCAUACUGUAGAUUCCGGGAGAUUCCAGUUUUUGACGCUAGAACUUGGAUUCCGGAUUCCAAUCGUUAGUGGGAUCAUGUGGAUUCCUUGGAUGGGAUUCCGGUUUCCAAAACCCAGGAUUCCGGAUUCCACAAGCAAAAAUUUCCAGGAUUCUGGAAUCCGCAUUCCCUUACAUGGGGCGAAACUCUUGAUGGUUACAGUUGUUUUCUUGGUGACCGGUCAUUUCGCCUAUGAGUCGUUUCGCUAACGUCUUAUGUCGUUCCGCUAAGAGGAGAAACGAGCGCUGCGCCUGUAUAUGCUUCGUUCUCUCAGCCUUGAUCAGGCGAUAACAGUUAGCAGAGUUAGGGAACUGAGCCAACAAGUACGCGAAAGGACUUCAGAAGUUGGCGAAGAGGACGUUGGCUAAACGACUCGUAAGUGAAACGACCGUAGAUCGUUUUCUUUUUCGACCUCAUUGAUUCAUUUCUCGGCAGAUAAAGAUUCCAGUGCUUUUGUUAAAUGCCUUAGAUGAUCCUUUGGUACCAGAAGAACUAUUUGUUACUCCACAUAAUCACGUCAGUAAGUAUCGUUAGGUAGGAGACAAGGUAGAGCUCUCAAUGAUGUUCAUACUCAUGUUAAAAGUGAGCAACAGAAAGUUAAUUUACAAUAUGUAAAUAUGCGAGCAAGUGUAGUGCCCUGGAUAGACAUUCUCAUUCACUGCAACUGUUUGCAAUGACUGACUGAAUGAAUGACUGUCGGACUGACUGUCUGACUGACUGACAGUCCGAUUGACCAACUGACCAACUGACUGACUGACUGACUGACUGACUGACUAAAUGACUGAAGCGCUGUUAGGAAAGCUUACGUCUCCGUUGGUCAAAUGUGCUCUGACCAGGUGGCGUCUCAAAUGCGGAGAAAGUAUUUGCCCCUGUCGGUAAGACUCAAUAUUUUAUAAGUGAAAAUGUGUAUUCUUAGACGCAGUUAAAACCUCGAAGUUUUCAUGUGCCGAACCUAAUUCCUUCAAUUAAGUACAUGAAGAGAUCGGCGUUUGAAUCAAUUAAGUCCGACAUGUCUAAUUUGCUUCGACAAUGAAUUAAGAUCGAGUGGCCCACAUGGGAAUUUCGACUGCGGAACGACUUCGUUUCAAACGUCGAACUUCUCAUGUGCCGAACCUAAUGCAUAAAUUACUAAAAUUUAUUUUCACUUGUAAGCAUUUUAGACCAUUGAACAUCGUGAAAAUGAAUUGAGUCCGACUAAUUAGGUUCGACGUCUGAAUCAACCGCCGAACUUGUGUCAUUUGGGUCGACCUAAUAGGCCAUUUCCGAGUUCCAAAAUCUCUUGUUGUGAAAAUGAGUUUUAAUUAUGAUGCAAAUAAAACUCAUUUUCACAACAAAGGUUUCGCACUUAGCCUCGUUUUGAAAGUGAGAUUUUUUGGAACUCGGAAAUGGCCUAUUCGAUAUUAAGUUCGGUACAUGAACAGAUCGAUGUUUGAACUGAGCCUUAGCGCUUUCACUGUGGUAAAAAUCUGUUCGUCAUGUUUGUAUUUUUUUAGAAUGCAACGAAUCAGCGCUUUUCGUCGUGACCUAUCAUGGCGGCCAUCUUGGAUUUUACGAGGGCGGGGUUCUUGACGUUUCACCUCUUAGUUGGAUGGAUAAAGCUUUAAUUCAGUACAUCAAGGCGGUAAUUAAAGUAAAACGAUCCAGCAAAGACUGCUCUUCAUCCAGCGAAAGAAAUGAUUGUGUAAUUGCUUCCUGAUAACCUCAUUCACAAGGAAUUGAGGCUAUGACCUCAUGAGUCACGUGAGGGCGAAUUUACCGAAGGCUCUGUUCACACUAAUGCGUUUUCGUUGUCAUCGAAAACACGUCGAUCGAUUCGCGUCGACACCACCGUUUUGAUGCGUUUUCGACUGUCCACACUAAGAGGCAUAGAAUCGCACGUUGUGACGCAAGUUGAACUCUAUGCGCACGCUAGAAACACACGCGCCUGCGAUAUUUUACAACCCACCUGAUACAUAUGACGUCAUCUUUUUCAUUUUGAUGCUUUCUCGACAGUUUUCGACCUGGUUUUCGACAGUUGACACUAAUACGAUAUGAACGCGUUUUCGUUUUGAUCCCCUUUCAAGAGUGUUUUCAAAUUGAUGCGCUUCUGAUGAAAACGCUCAGCGUAUUAGUGUGGACAGAAGGCCUAAACGCAUCGAAAUGUAUGCGUUUUAAUAAAACACAUUAGUGUGGACGAGGCUUAAGCUCUUAGCCUCUGUACGACGGACGUCGAUUUCAUCGCGCUUUUUCCAUAAAAUCGUCUAUGUUUCAGGCGAGAUCGGCGCUUAUCAAGAAUUGCUUUGCGAGCUCUGUGGCAACUAUAGCAACGAUGGAAACGAGAAAAUAAGCAAAACAAAAACUCUAAACGUGCAGCACACAUUUUAGCAAGUUUCUUUGCCGUCAUUGCACUGACUUACGUUUUCAAACUUGAUUGAAAAGACCACGGCGAUCGUCGCUUCAUCAGUGGCGAUCGUCGUGACUUCUAUUUCGUCGGAAACACCCAUACAGGGGCUCAGCUCUUCAGUUAGCGGCAUCAAGAGAUGGUAAUAAUAGGAUCCGUCUCUUUCCCCCACGCAAGUUGUUAAAACUUGUUGUCUUUUAGAUUUGUAUUCUUAAAAUUGUUCACAAUAAUAAAAUUUGGCCGCAGGGUUACUCUGCCAAAAUUGGGCAGAGACAAUUAUUUAGAAAUUUUUUUUUUGUAAAAUGUUGAAAACAAUUAGAACAAGGAGUAUUUCUGCCCGCCCCACAAUCUUAGAGGUAAAAGGUGACUGGUUGCCGUUUACAACGCAAAAGAAUUAAGGGUGACUUAAUUUCAUGACAGUGAAGCAUUUUAUAGUCGUCUAAACAGAUUUCUUGUCAUCCUCACCUAUAUUUUUAACACGCGCGCACCAAGCAAAUUGUAUUUAAAUUGAAAGGGAUGAUUAGUUUUGAUAAAACAUUGUGUAGAUGUAAACUAACAUAUAAUAUAAGUUUUCAAAGAGUAUUUUAAAUAGUUAGACAAAGUAAGGUGACUGUUUAGCGAGAGUAACCGCUGUCCCCUCUGCGGUAAAUCUUAGGCGAUGACUUUACGAAUCCGGAAAAUUUUUGAAAACGCAUUUUUGAAAACGCAAGGAUUCCUUGCACAAGGCAGUAUUUUUACAUUAAUCACAUGUACAGUAAAAGUUCCCAUUAUAAUGUAUCUAAAUAAGUGACUAUUACAAAAUCGCACCAUAUUUAGCCUGAGAAAAUGCAUG